Molecule: messenger RNA, 466 nt
Organism: Sphaeroforma arctica JP610
Lineage: Eukaryota; Ichthyosporea; Ichthyophonida
Exons: 3
Source: RefSeq, a predicted model, not a curated record
AGCACGGCUGGCGGCGGAUCUGCUGUUAGAUAGUCUGAUCAACCACGUGGGUCAUCUCCCGUCUGUUAAUGGGCCUUCGUCCAUCUCGUCAUUAGUCACGGAGAAGUCACUGCUCAGAGAUCUGGCGGCCCUCAAUGGCAUGGAAUACAACGAGUCCAUAUUUGAGCAUCUGGCACAGCACAUGCGGUACUUUGUACUGGACGACGACCGUAUCGUUCUCUUCUGCGAUGUACCGGGCAGUCGAGCCAAGACAAUUAACGAGGAAUCGUCCACAGCCGCGGAUUCCAAUCCUUCUGUGUGGGUAUUAGUACGAGAGGUUGGUGGAAGGUUCUGCUUCAAGACGGCCAUACGAUAUGUCAGUGAUAACGAGACAAGUGCCGCGGGUCUUGGUGAGGAGAAUGGGUCGUUGAUGGCUGCGGGUACGGCUGUUGCCGUUCCACAAACAAACAACGCCAACAUCCUGUAG